GAUACUGACCACAUAACUAAAAUACGCUUAAAGCUACCUCAAUCACUUUAACAUACACUUUGACCAUCAUUCGCACUCAAAUUGAGGUCUUUCUGAAGACCCUGUGCUCCAACUUCUGCCUUCAGUAUACUCAUGCCGAUCGUUCUCACAAGCCUUCCUCAGGUUUCAGCCGGACUUGCUCAUAUAUUCACCACAUUACUGUCUUCUUGCUAUGUUGGUUCUAUCUACGCAUCUAAAGAGGCUCGGUUGCAAUUCUCUUCAAACAAUCUUAGAAUACAGGCAGGGCACAUUCGGAACAAGGAACGUGAUGAACGAUGGAGAGAUGACCCAGACGUCAUUAGAGCUCGUCUGGUAGCUGUCAGUCUUGCGACGUUAACAUGUUGCAUGAUUAUUUUCUGCCUAUUCUGGUAUCUCGUGGGUGGAGAAGCUAAAUUCAUUUCACUCGCUAUUCGUGAAACGUUAACCCACCUGGGUCUCCGCUUCAACGAUGUAUCCAUUUACCCUUACCUUGUAACACCGUUACUAUUUUUGGGACCACUCUAUGCACUAUUCCUUUCAGAAUCGUUACCAUUUCAACGUUCCUGGUCAUUCAACAAAGAUGUCUUCCCAAUUUUCUUCUCCGUCAAAGGACUGCGCAAUUAUAUUAUCGCUCCUAUUACCGAGGAAGUAGUGUUUCGUGCCUGUAUCCUGACAGUAUACCACUUAUCGCACGCAACAAGGAAUAAGAUGAUUUUCCUGAGUCCGUUAUCUUUCGGUGCUGCGCACCUACACCACGCGUGGGACACAUACAAUCGUUAUGGACGAUCUUCCGCAGCACUAAAACGUGCUGUUGUUUCUACAUUGUUUCAGUUCACAUAUACCAGCAUAUUUGGAUUUUACUGCUCUUAUCUUUUCAUCCGUACAAGCUCCGUUUUUCCGCCUAUUGUCGCCCAUAUCUUCUGCAAUAUCAUGGGCGUUCCACAACCAGGUUUCGAGAUAAGGCAAAGUCCGAACAGGAAAUGGCCAAUCGUAUUUGCUUACCUGGCAGGUAUUGUAGCAUUCACUUUCACGCUUGGACCUUGGACACACAUGGAAGGAAGUUUGUACUGGAAAUGAAUGGAGAUAAUGGAACCCGGUGCAUUAUCAUCACUGUAGUUUUUCUAUAUGGGUGUACUGUCAUACGGUACCUCAGCGGCGUGUUAAUGAUGGCUGAUUGUUCGGAGACGCGACAUUCGUUUGUUUAAUUAUCCUCAAAGACCCUAUGUCCUUAUCUGUUGAUACUGAAG
Molecule: messenger RNA, 1265 nt
Organism: Serpula lacrymans var. lacrymans S7.9
Lineage: Eukaryota; Fungi; Basidiomycota; Agaricomycetes; Boletales; Serpulaceae
Exons: 6
Coding region: 133-1095 (320 amino acids)
Biological process (GO): CAAX-box protein processing
Cellular component (GO): endoplasmic reticulum membrane
Molecular function (GO): metalloendopeptidase activity
Source: RefSeq, a predicted model, not a curated record